AUGAAGAUGUCGAAACAAACUGUCAUCCGUUGUCUUGUAGAUGAUACGGCUUUGACCAGGAACCUCGAGGAGAUUGAGAGCUGGGUCUCGCAGGGCCUUAUUAUUCUUGUUGUGCCCUUGUACACGCUCUCUCGCUUGAACGUCUUGAAGAAAGAUUCUUCACAGAUCGGCGUCAGCGCGCGUAAAGCAUUGAAAUUCCUCGACCGCAGCACUUCCUCUCGCGGCGAUUUACGCCACGACCCAGUCAUCCUCCAAGGUCCCGACGACCAAUACCCGACCUGGGCUGAGGUGGAGGCACACUACACAAACGAAAGUAUGAAGACUGCUGGGAUGAACGAAGGAGAGGAGUCCAUUCGAAUCAUGGACAACAAACAGGAGAAGGACUCUGAUAUUCCCUUCAAGGUUGGCGCAGGAGUCGCAGGUCCGUUGUCGCAACUCCUCUUGGACAAACUGAACUUUGCGAAAGAACCAACGACCAUGUCACCCGGCUCUACGCCACCUUUGUCGCCCUCCUCCUCUGGACCGCAGAGCUCUAAGACCAGCCCUGAGGUCAAGUCGGCCACCAUUAUCAGCCACGAUCAGACACCCGUUCCACCAUCGCUCAAGUCUCUACUUAACCCCGUCGUGUGGUAUGUGCACGAGAAGAAGGCUCCUGCCAAUGAGGGUCUCCUCUUUCUUACCAACUCAGCUGACACUAUGCACCUCGCACGGGACUUUGGGAUCCCCACCAAAAAUAUUCAUCAACUGAGGAGUGAGCUCGGCCUGGGAGAGAACGAACUCCCCACGCAAGAAAAUUCCAAGAAGGACAAGGCCAAGGAAAAGGCGAAAAGAGCAUCCAAUUCGGAGCCAAAGACUCUUUUCAGCUACGAUGACGUCGAGAGUGACGAGGAGGAGGUCGUUUUCAAGCCAAGGGGUCGAGGCUCAGCGCGCGCAGCACAGUCGUCGCGAGGUGCUGGCGCUGGUAGCAUCCGCAGCCGAGCAGGAAAUACGCGGUCUCCGCGAACCUCCUUCAGUAACCCUGCGCAGUCGGCGCAGAACAAACCACAAAUUCCGGUUGAAGAGAUUGACCCAGAUUCGUUUGACCGUGGCAGCUUCGCACGGGGCAACACACCGCUCGUCAAUACGAGCAACCAUGUCCCCCAUCAAUUCAGCAGUGGCCGUGGAGCCUACCGCGGAAGUUAUGGCCGCGGAGGGGGACGUGGGUCGAACUUCAACCGUGGUUACAGCAAUGGAUUCGAACGUGGAUCGACCCGCGGCAGAGGUCGUUUGUUCGUCCCUUAA
Fonsecaea multimorphosa CBS 102226 is the source of this 1281-nucleotide messenger RNA. RefSeq lists its product as uncharacterized. The record is from RefSeq and is a predicted model, not a curated record. The coding region runs from base 1 to 1281 and encodes 426 amino acids. The transcript is spliced from 2 exons. NCBI's taxonomy places the organism in Eukaryota, Fungi, Ascomycota, Eurotiomycetes, Chaetothyriales, Herpotrichiellaceae.